Molecule: messenger RNA, 6456 nt
Organism: Astyanax mexicanus (Mexican tetra)
Lineage: Eukaryota; Metazoa; Chordata; Actinopteri; Characiformes; Acestrorhamphidae
Gene: kdm5c
Product: lysine (K)-specific demethylase 5C
Exons: 28
Coding region: 586-5298 (1570 amino acids)
Biological process (GO): chromatin remodeling
Cellular component (GO): nucleus
Molecular function (GO): histone demethylase activity; DNA binding
Source: RefSeq, a predicted model, not a curated record
UACGUUUUGCGCGAAAGCGGCUGCACAGUUCAAUAGAGGCGUUUUUAAAGAUAGAUAAGUUGGCGGACUAUUUUAUACGUAACUCGCAGGCGGAGGGAUGAAACAACGGCGUGUCCAUGCGACCGAAUGGGUUUCCUCAGCUUUGAUCGAUGGGUCUUGAGGGGUUGUGCUUAGGCUGUGAUGAAAAACCCAAAAUGGCGUGUAGCUUAGACAGGAUGAACGGGGGCUAGUUCUCGAAAGGAAAAAACUGACCACUACGACGUGCUGGAACUUGUUUAUGUGCCCGGUUGAAUAGCAAAAGUGUUACUCUGGUGAAACGGAUACGAGAAAAGCAGCAGCUCAGCGAAUGUUGUGUACCAGCACCGCCGCGGAGAGCCGGAGCGCUGGGAUGGGCUGACAGCGCGGAGGCCGCAGAUGUACAGCCGCCCUGAGAGCGACCCACAGCCGAACAAUAGAGUCUGUGAUCAGCCGAGACAGUGACACGGCCUGGACUGUGUGCCCCUCACUAAAACUGGGUCGAUAUUCUCCCCGAAUCAACACCAGAACGCGCUUGAAGACGUGCACAGAGCAAGUGGCGGAGUAGCAAUGGAGGGAGGGGAAGAGUUUGUUCCACCUCCGGAAUGUCCAGUGUUUGAGCCGUCAUGGGAGGAGUUUGCAGAUCCACUUGGUUACAUCGCCAAGAUCCGUCCAAUUGCAGAGAAGUCUGGGAUAUGCAAGAUUCGCCCUCCUCCAGACUGGCAGCCACCUUUUGCUGUGGAGGUGGAUAAUUUCCGCUUCACUCCUCGAAUACAGAGACUUAAUGAACUGGAGGCUGAGACGAGAGUAAAGCUGAAUUAUCUGGACCGAAUUGCCAAGUUCUGGGAGAUUCAAGGUUCAUCUCUCAAAAUCCCCAACAUAGAACGACGCAUUCUAGACCUUUUCAGCUUGGCUAAGAUUGUGACUGAGGAGGGUGGCUUUGAGACAGUCUGCAAAGAGAGGCGAUGGGCUCGAGUGGCUCAGAAGCUUGGUUACCCACCAGGCAAAAACAUUGGCUCACUCCUGAGGUCGCACUAUGAGAGGAUUGUCUAUCCUUUUGAGAUGUUCCAGUCUGGUGCCAGCUUACCGCCAUGUAAGCCUAGGCCUUAUGAUAGUGACGAUGUGGACAAAGAGUAUAAGCCACACUCCAUCCCCCUCCGCCAGUCAGUGCAGCCCUCCAAGAUGAGCAGUUACGGACGAAGAGCCAAUCGCCUGCAGCCUGAGGGUCCAGAGGAUCCAACCCACCACCCUCUUACCACUGGCUCUCAACACAUCUCCUCGCCUGAGCCCACUGAGGAGGACAUAGAGAAGAAUCCUGAGCUCAAGAAGUUACAGAUCUAUGGAGCAGGACCCAAGAUGAUGGGCCUCGGUUUGGUAGCUCGGGACAAGGCCAGGAAAAAAGAUGAGCUGCCUCAGACAGUAAUCGUUCGAGACAGCAGUGCUGCUGGCGCCAUUAAAGAAGAGCCAGCAGAGACUCAAGUCACAAGGUCAGACUCGGACAUACCCCCGCCACCUCCAAACCUCAUUGUUAAGAGUGAGGUAAAGAAAAAAGAGGAGGACAGCGCAGAUGAGUUCGACAGCAGCGCUAAAGAUGAGCCUUGCACAAAGAUGACCAUGAGGCUCCGACGGAACCUCAACAACCCUCAGUUUGUGGAUUCCUUUGUGUGUCGGAUGUGUGGCCGUGGGGAUGAGGACGAGAAGCUGCUGCUAUGUGAUGGUUGUGAUGAUAAUUAUCACACCUUCUGCCUCCUGCCUCCUCUCACAGACCCUCCAAAGGGCAACUGGCGCUGUCCCAAAUGUAUAGCAGAGGAGUGUAAAAAACCUUCUGAGGCGUUUGGUUUUGAGCAGGCCACGAGGGAAUAUACGCUACAGAGUUUCGGGGAGAUGGCAGACACGUUCAAAGCUGAUUACUUUAACAUGCCUGUCCAUAUGGUGCCAACAGAGCUGGUUGAGAAGGAGUUCUGGCGGCUGGUUAGCAGUAUUGAGGAGGACGUUACUGUAGAGUAUGGAGCUGACAUUCACUCCAAAGAGUUUGGGAGUGGCUUCCCUGUCAACAAUGGCAAGAGGCAUUUAUCAAAUGAAGAGGAGGACUACGCUCGCAGUGGCUGGAACCUGAAUGUGAUGCCAGUGUUAGAGCAGUCAGUAUUGUGCCACAUUAAUGCAGACAUCUCGGGUAUGAAGGUGCCAUGGCUGUAUGUUGGCAUGGUGUUCUCAGCCUUCUGCUGGCACAUCGAAGACCACUGGAGUUACUCAAUCAACUACUUGCACUGGGGUGAGCCCAAGACCUGGUAUGGUGUUCCUUCAGUCGCAGCCGAGAAGUUGGAGGAAGUGAUGAAGAAACUCACUCCUGAACUCUUUGAGUUCCAGCCUGACCUGCUUCAUCAACUCGUCACCAUCAUGAACCCUAAUAUUCUCAUGUCUCAUGGAGUACCGGUUGUCCGUACUAAUCAGUGUGCGGGAGAGUUUGUCAUCACUUUUCCUCGAGCGUAUCAUAGUGGCUUCAAUCAGGGAUAUAACUUCGCUGAAGCCGUUAACUUCUGCACCGCAGAUUGGUUGCCCACAGGGCGUUCCUGCAUCGAGCAUUACCGUCGCCUUCGCCGCUACUGUGUGUUCUCUCAUGAAGAGCUUACCUGUAAGAUGGCUGCUUGCCCAGAGAAGCUGGACUUGAACUUGGCUGCUGCCACACACCGGGAGAUGUUCAUCUUCGUCCAAGAGGAGAGGAAACUCCGAAAGGCCCUGCUGGAGAAGGGUAUAACGGAGGCUGAACGGGAGGCGUUUGAGUUGUUGCCAGAUGAUGAAAGGCAGUGUGACAAGUGCAAGACCACCUGCUUCCUCUCAGCCCUGGCCUGCACAAACUGCCCCGAGCGCCUUGUCUGCCUCUACCACACGCAAGACCUCUGCUCCUGCCCCAUCGACAAACUCUACCUCAGGUAUCGGUACACUCUGGACGAGCUGCUGGCCAUGCUGCACAGGCUGAAGGUUCGGGCUGAGUCCUUUGACUCUUGGGCCAACAGAGUGAAGGAAGCCCUUGAACAAGAGGAGGGCAACAAAAUAGGCAUUAAAGAUCUGGAGGUGCUAAAGGAGGAAGCAGCUGAAAGGAAGUUUCCAGACAAUGAGCUUCUCCAGAGGCUCAGAAGUGUACUAGCUGACAUCCAAAGGUGCAAGAGCAGAAGCAAGGAGCUUCUUGACGGCACCCAGAGCAGUAAGAUGAGCCUGCAGGACCUCCGCACACUGGUGGAAACUAUGCAAAACUUACCCUGUGUCAUGGAACAGAUUGGGGAGGUGCAGGCUGUAUUAAAGAAGCUUGAGGAAUUUGAAUCCCGCGGACAGGCGCUAGUGAACAGCAGUGGAGACGAGUGGAAGAAGGAUGCUGCUUCUCCUCCGGCAGGGGAUAUCAAGGCUCUGCUGGAUGAGGGGGCCCUGCUGCCAGUAGUGGCCCCUGUAUGCGAGAUGCUCAGUGGGCUGCAGGAGCAGGGUCGCUGGCUGGAGCAGGUGCGGCGGACGCUGGGGCCGGAGGGUGGAGAGGUGACGCUGGCGGUGCUGAGAAACCUGAUGGAGGCCGGCUGCAACGUGCCACAGAGUGUAGGCGUGGAGACUGCCAUGGCAGAGCUGCAGGAGCUGUUAACCAUUGCUGAGCGCUGGGAAGAAAAGGCCCAGAUUUGCCUGGAGCACAGGCAGAAGCAUCCUCUCUCAACACUGGAGGCCAUAGUGAAUGAGGCCCAGCUGAUCCCGGUGCAGUUGCCUAACAUCCUGUCUCUGCAGGCCUGCCUAAGCCGGGCACGUGCCUGGGUCACCGAUUUGGAGGAGAUCCAGAACGGGGAGCACUACCCCUGCCUGGAUGAUCUGGAAGGUCUGGUGGCGAUCGGCCGUGACCUUCCCGUGCGGAUGGAGGAGCUUCGACAGCUGGAGCUGCAGGUUGCCAGCGCUCACUCCUGGAGAGAAAAGGCCAGCAAGACGUUCUUGAAGAAGAGCAGUCAGCACAGCCUACUAGAGGUUUUGUGUCCAUGUGUGGAGAAGAGCAAGAAACGGGAGGAUGACUCCAUAAGCUCAGAAGCUGACUCAGAUGUCAAUGUGCUGGGUCUCACUGCUCAGGACCUCAGAGACCCAGGAGCCAUUGUAAUGGCGUUUAAAGAGGGUGAGCGCCAGGAAAAAGAGGCCCUCCUGCGCCUGCAGCAGCUGAACCUAGCCAAACCUGGGGAAGUUAAAUUGGAGCAGAGGGACUCCAUGGACACAGACACUCCCCCUCCCUCUGGUAACCCGCAGCAGAACGGUGGUUCCUCCCCCUCCCGCACAUCAGGCCAAUCGUUGUGCGUGUGCGGUGGCCCUCCCCGGCCCUUGCUCCACCGCUGCCACCUGUGCAGAGACUGGUUUCAUGGAGGCUGCGUGCCCUUCCCUACUGUACUGGGUCCUACUGAGGCACCCCUAGCUAGCCCACUCUGUUGGUGGGACUGGGACACACGUUUCUUGUGCCCACGGUGCCAGCGCUCACGACGCCCGCGGUUAGAGACCAUCCUGGCUCUGCUGGUGGCUCUGCAGAGGUUGCCUGUGCGCCUCCCUGAGGGAGAGGCCCUCCAGUGCCUCACAGAGAGAGCCAUCACUUGGCAGGGCCGAGCCAAAGAGGCUUUGGAGACUCCAGAAGUGCAGAAAGCUCUGCAGAGACUGCAGGACCUCAAAGAGACACGCAUUAAGGAAAAGAAGGAACAGAAGCAUCUGGAACAGGAGGAAGAGGAAAAGAAGGGGAACAAGGAGGACGUUAUUGUGCUGUCAGACUCAGAGGAACAAGAGGAUGGUGUUAUAGACUUGACGGAAGAGGCAGACACGGCGAAUAAGGAUGAGAAGAAAGCUGCUAAUGGAAUACAGUCUGGCUGUGAAAAUGGAAUUAAGAAGACAGAUACUCAUAAAAUAACAGGGGUUGAGUCUCUGGUACCACUGGUAUCAUGUCUUAAGGGGCCAGCGAUUGAACUGACCCCCUCAACCAGAGCGCAGUUAGAGGAGCUUCAGCUAGAGGGCGACCUGCUGGAAGUCACGUUAGACCAGACACACACUAUCUACAGACUCCUGCAAGCAGCAUCAUCGCCUCCUCACCAGUCACUACAGAAGUUAUUACAGAUUGUGCUGCAGGAGCAGAAGCUCUCAGGUCGUGGCAGCAGGUCGAAGGACUCCCGGAGGAAAAGGAAGAGUCAGAAGGCAGAAGGAGGACCCAAACCCACUGAGCCCUCGGAGUCCAAGAAAGCACGAGCUCUUAACCACACACUUGUACAGAUAAACCAAGAGGUUUUGUGAUGAGUUGUAUGUUUGUGGUCUGUGGAGAGGAUGGCGGUGGAACGAAGAUCCACAAAGCAACAGUACAGUAAAUCACUCUGGGCCAAAGAAGCACCCAGACGGCUGAGGAGAUUACAUACUCGUUCAUUCGUCACACUUAUUAAGCUCACAGUUGUGUGUGUAUGUGCGUGCGCACACAACUACCAGUACCUACUGUCCUCGACAAACCUGCUCAUUUCAUUUCACCCCUCAUGCACACUCCCUCCAUCUGCACCGUUUGUUACCUUCUGCACUCCUGUGUUCUCAUCAGUUCAUCAUGUCUCUACAUCUUUUCACAUCCUUCAUCUGAAACUCCUCCUCCUCCUGCUCUUCCUCUUCAUUAUUGUUCUCAGUUUAUGCAGGAUGUUUUGUUUGAGGUAUUCCCUCCCCCUCCCCCCUUCACUUUCUGUCUGCUGCUUUUCAGUGGGGGAUUACUGGGAAUUUGCUCUCUGGCCUGACUGUCUUUUUAAACUGUACCAAACAGUGCUGAACCCAGGAAUUGCCAGUUCUCUUUCCUUCCUGCAUAAUGUGACAUAGUUUAGCUACCCACCCACCCCCACCCCCCUCACUCACACACUGGUUUGGUGGCAUCGGACAUACAAAGAGGAGUGUGGCAGAGUUGCCAUGUCAGUACUUGUAUUUUUUAUGUAUUGAGUCUCGUGUUUUGUUGAGGCUGUCGAGGGAGACUCAGAUUUUGAAUAAACUAGAUUAUUUUGGGGUCUGGGAGGGUAAGGAAAAAAAACAGGCAUUUGAGUUUUGGUGCUAUUUUCCCAAAAUAGGUCACUGCAUAUUAUUCCUCUCUAUCUACUGACUUUUAAUUUUAACCAUUUCAGUAAUUCAGUUCUCUUACUUUUCCCUUGAUGCUUUAUUUUUGUCUUAUUCUGCUGUCUCUCUUUUUUUUUUCCCCACUUCUUCUCUUCUGCCCUUACCCCAGAAGUUUAAGGAACUGUACAAACACCUCACUGUAAUUCACUUUAUCUCCAUUUUAUUUUGUUCUUGGGUUCUAAUAAUUAUUAUAUUAUUAUUGGUAUUGCAGACAAGCAAUUGUUGUGAGUUUGUGUAUAAACAUUUUCAUUUCAAUGUUGCCUUUUGUUUCUUUUCACUCUUGUUAGAGAAUAAAAGUUUAGAAUUGUUUUAGGA